Molecule: messenger RNA, 1084 nt
Organism: Aspergillus fijiensis CBS 313.89
Lineage: Eukaryota; Fungi; Ascomycota; Eurotiomycetes; Eurotiales; Aspergillaceae
Product: ankyrin repeat domain-containing protein
Exons: 1
Coding region: 370-1047 (225 amino acids)
Molecular function (GO): protein binding
Source: RefSeq, a predicted model, not a curated record
UGCCUGUUGACUCCCUUUGCCUGCUGUCAUCUCUCUUCUUCCCACUAUCCAUCACCAACAUCCAUCAACUUCUCCGCAUUUCACAGGUCUUUUCCUCAACAACACCCAACAACAUCCAUUUCAGCCGUGAUUCAAGGAUUUAUCAGGGCUAAAAUGGAUUUGUUUCGCCUUCCCAUUGAGAUCCUGGAGGACAUUCUGAGCGACUGUGCCUCAGGAUUGGAACCGGUCCAAAGAGCACCGGCGAUGCCUCGAACUCCGCCUCGUGUCUAGCAAGUGGUCGUCCCCAUAUGUACAUUUACCGAAGAUUCUAAUACCUUCCAAUGAAUAGAGAGAUUCUAUACCCUCAUCUCGCGUUUCGCCCUGCUCAGAAUGGAUUGGGCCUUUUUGGAACAAUUCUGGGUGAUGACGAAACGCGAGGGGCUUGAAAGACUCUUUACACAGAAGAUCUUGUGCGAAAUCUCCGUGGCGAAGCCUGACUCCUGCUCUCUCCUCGUGCCGAUCAUAGAUGAGUUGGAGGCACAUGCUUUGACACCUACGGCAAAUACAGAUGAUCUCGAAGACAUUGUGAUCGAAACAGUCAAAAGUCUCAGCCACUGUGUCAUGUCGUUCCAGUGCCGCAUCAAAACAUGCCAGCAGUUUCUGAGUCCCAACCUUUCAAGCCUCGUGUUUCGCCAUCUGACUGGGCAGGAGCUCAUCAUCGCCGUGUGCACCGGGCGUCCCGAGGUGGUACGCGCGUUGAUCAGCCGCGGUUGCAAUGUGAACACUUACGAUGAGGCUGUGGGGACACCACUUUUCGCGGCUUUCGAGCUUGGUCGAUGGGACAUUGCUCAGUUGCUCUUGGACAGAGGAGCCAACGCAAACAUUGUUGCAUUUGCGAGCAACCCACUGGCCGCGGCUGCUAUGUGGAGAGAUGAGCAGACCGUGAAGUUUCUUUUGACGUAUCCAACAGUUUAUGUCAACGUGAGAUGCAACGACGGCACUCCGUUGUUCUGGGCCUGCCAGUCGGGAAAUCUCACUCUCGCGGAAAUCUUUUUGCGUCACCCUUAGAUCGAUUGGCGUAUUGGGAACGAGGACACCGUGACAC